AUGCCUCCCCGACGAGCCUGCGACACAUGCUAUAAGCGCAAGAUUCAAUGCCUGAUCAAAACUCAAGGUGAUCCGUGUGACUGGUGCGACAGCCAGGGGCUCACGUGCACCUUUGAUAGAGUGAUCCAGAAGGACCCAAACAAAAGAACUACUUCCGAUGUCGUCCAGGAACUAUCACGUCGCGUGGAAUCGCUCGAGGAGGCGCUUCAAACGGCAUUGACGAAUAGCACAAACUUGUCCGUUGGAGGCCCCUCACCAUGGUCUGAACCAACAAGUCUUCGCUUCGCUUCAUCCCCAAUCACUCGCCAGCCGGUGAUAAGUCCGAUUGGCGUAUCGCCUUCAACACGCCCCAAGGCCGUUUACAGAUUAUGUCGCUGCCACAUCGGCACGAACUGGUACUUUAAAGGAAUAGGCAUUCUCUCGGAUCGCGGCUGGCAGUGGAUUUCAGACGGUGCAGGGGAGCGCGUAUUUCUCGAGAAUUUCGACAUUUUCGGUAAUCCUGCGCCGCCGCUUGGCUCGGUUUCAUUUUCUGAAACACCGAGGGUUCUGCCCCCGAGGGCUAUCUGCGCCCAUGUCGUUGAGUUAUUUUUCAAGUCUAAAACGGCUGUUAUCUUUCCGUUUUUGGAGAGAGGCCUCUUUGAGGGGACAUUGAGCAGGGCGUUUGAUGAGGGGGUUGGUGAUUUGGGGAGGAGGGCGCCUGCUGAGGCUUGUCUUUGGGCUAUGAUUGCUCUUGUUGUGAGGACGGUUGAUGCUCAGCAUCUGGGGGUUUCUUUUGUGUCGAGGGAUUGUGUUACUGAGGCCUCGAGGUUGUUGAGGGUUGUGAGUGGUAUCACUAGCUUGGACAGCUUGCAGGGAACUCUUCUUCUGGCUGACGACACCAGUGGGCAAGUCAAAAAACCAGAGGACAAUGUAGUGAAGCAGCAGUCAGCUUCGCCAGCGCCUGUCGCAUGCCUUCCGCGAGAUACAGACCUCGCGAGAAUCAAGGAAAACGCAAGCAACAUUUUAUGUUCCCCACGGGCAUUCAAGUACACAGAGGGUGAACUUCUCGCGCAUGUUCGACAGCUUGACGAUGAGCUUGAAGAAUGGCGCUUAUCAAUCAGUGCAAGCUAUCGACCACGGUUAUCAAUCUCAUCAGAUUUGGUGUUCGGACUCCCUGCAUCUUUGAGCGAGAGAGAUCGGAUGAAAGAAAGGACAUAUUUCAUAAACCUGCAGCUCGACUACCUCUUCACAAUCAUCAACAUCCAUACACUGGUUCGAAAAUGCGGCGAUUUAGAGGAGAAUCUUCCAGAUGAUCUCCAUAGCGUAGUCCACUCCAGCGCUGAUCUUUCCAUCGAAGCAAGUCGGUCAAUCUUCCGAAUCCUGGACCAGAUAGUGGAACUAUGGGAAGAAGACGCACUAUGGAUAGUAUCGCACUAUGCGCCUAUGGCUGCGAUGCCACUGUUCAUGAACAUCCUGAUUCACCCGCUUGGUUCUUCGGCAGAUAACGAUUUGCACAUCUUAUCGUCGAUAAGCAAAAUCACACGCAAGAUUCCUUCUGACAGGCUUCCGAUGGAGGAGAUUGAGCAUAUACAGGAGAUUAGUGAGUUUGUUAUGGAGCUUGUACGAUUAAGUCAUAGUGCGGCUUGGAAGGUCAAACGGGGGGAGAGAGAGCAUGAUCUUGAUAUUAUUCAUACAUAG
This is a messenger RNA of Fusarium subglutinans, 1677 nucleotides long. RefSeq lists its product as uncharacterized. The coding region runs from base 1 to 1677 and encodes 558 amino acids. The transcript is spliced from 5 exons. Gene Ontology annotation, biological process: regulation of DNA-templated transcription. NCBI's taxonomy places the organism in Eukaryota, Fungi, Ascomycota, Sordariomycetes, Hypocreales, Nectriaceae. Gene Ontology annotation, molecular function: zinc ion binding; DNA-binding transcription factor activity, RNA polymerase II-specific. The record is from RefSeq and is a predicted model, not a curated record.